UGCGGAACCACAUGGACCCCACUGGGCCUGUAGGGGAAGGAGCCCUCUGCUACCCCCAGGAGGGCUUGCCCUGCCCCUCAGCCAACUCUGAGCUGGUACAAGAGUGCCUGCAGCAAUUCAACGUGACGGGGGCACAGCUACGGCAGAUCCAAGCCCGCCUCCUGGGGUCCAUGGAGCGGGAGCUGAGCGGGCAGGCCAGCCCUGCACCUACUGUCCGGAUGCUGCCCACAUACGUGGGGUCCACCCCACAUGGCACUGAGCAGGGAGACUUUGUGGUGCUGGAGCUGGGAGCCACAGGGGCCUCACUGCGUGUUCUGUGGGUGACUCUGACGGGCAUCGAGGGGCACUGGAUGGAGCCCCGGAGCAAGGAGUUUGUGAUUCCCCAAGAGGUGAUGCUGGGUCCUGGUCAACAGCUCUUUGACUUUGCUGCUCGCUGCCUGUCUGAGUUCUUGGAUGCACUCCCUGUGAGCAAUCAGAGCCUGCAGCUUGGUUUCAACUUCUCCUUCCCUUGUCACCAGACAGGCCUGGACAGGAGCUCCCUCAUUUCCUGGACUAAAGGGUUUCGGUGCAGUGGAGUGGAAGGCCAGGAUGUGGUCCAAUUGCUUCGAGAAGCUAUCGAGAGGCAGGGGGCCUACAGCAUCGAUGUGGUUGCCGUGGUGAAUGACACAGUGGGCACCAUGAUGGGUUGUGAACCAGGGGCUGGGCCAUGUGAGGUCGGGCUCGUUGUAGACACUGGCACCAACGCCUGUUACAUGGAGGAGGCGCGGCAUGUGGCGGUGCUGGACGAGGACCGGGGCCGUGUCUGCGUCAGUAUUGAGUGGGGCUCCUUUGGUGAUGAUGGGGCCCUUGGGCCAGUGCUGACCACCUUUGACCAUGCCCUGGAUCAAGAGUCUUUAAAUCCUUGUGCCCAGAGGUUUGAGAAGAUGAUUGGGGGCCUGUACCUGGGUGAGCUUGUGCGGCUGGUGCUGGCUCACCUGGCCCAGCUCGGGGUCCUCUUUGGUGGCUGCACCUCCCCUGCCCUGCUGAAACGAGGAGGCAUACCCCUGGAGCAUGUGGCUGAGAUGGAGGACCCUUUGGCUGGGGCAGCCCGUGUACAUGCCAUCUUGCAGGACUUGGGCCUGAGCCCUAGGGCCUCGGACACUAAGCUCGUGCAGCACGUGUGUGUGGCUGUGUGCACGCGGGCUGCCCGGCUCUGCGCUGCUGCCCUGGCCGCCGUCCUCAACCGCCUCCAGCAUAGCCGGGAGCAGCAGACGCUUCAGAUUGCUGUGGCCACGGGGGGCCGAGUGUUUGAGCAACACCCCAGGUUCCUCAGCAUCCUGCAGGAGACGGUGAAGCUCCUGGCCCCUGAAUGUGAUGUUUCCUUCAUCCCCUCUGUGGACGGGGGUGGACGGGGUGUGGCAAUGGUGACGGCUGUGGCUGCCCGCCUUGCUGCCCACCGGCGCCUGCUGGAGGAGACCCUGAAGCCGUUCCGGUUGAAUCUUGAGCAGCUGGCAGCAGUGCAGGCACAGAUGCGGGAGGCCAUGGCCAAGGGGCUUCGAGGAGAGGUCUCCUCCCUCUGCAUGUUGCCCACUUAUGUCCGGGCCACCCCUGAUGGCAGUGAGCGUGGGGACUUCAUGGCACUGGACCUUGGGGGCACCAACUUCCGGGUCCUCCUGGUACGUGUGGCCACAGGAGGUGUGCAGAUCACCAAUCAGGUCUACUCCAUCCCCGAGUGUGUGGCCCAGGGUUCUGGACAAGAGCUCUUCGACCACAUCGUGGACUGUAUAGUGGACUUCCAGCAGAAGCAGGGCCUAAGCGGGCAGAGCUUCCCCUUAGGUUUUACCUUCUCCUUCCCGUGCAGGCAGCUUGGCCUGGACCAGGGCAUCCUCCUGAACUGGACGAAAGGUUUCAACGCAUCAGACUGCGAGGGCCAGGAUGUUGUGCAUCUGCUGCGGGAAGCCAUCGGGCGCAGACAGGCAAUGGAGCUGAAUGUGGUUGCCAUUGUCAAUGACACGGUGGGGACCAUGAUGUCCUGUGGCUACGAGGACCCCCGUUGCGAGGUCGGCCUCAUUGUCGGAACUGGCACCAAUGCCUGCUACAUGGAAGAGCUUCGGAACGUGGCGAGUGUGGCUGGGGACUCGGGCCACAUGUGCAUCAACAUGGAGUGGGGUGCCUUUGGGGAUGAUGGCUCUCUCGGCAUGCUCAGCACUUGCUUCGAUGCAAGUGUGGACCAGGCGUCCAUCAAUCCUGGCAAACAGAGGUUUGAGAAGAUGAUCAGUGGCAUGUACCUGGGGGAGAUCGUCCGACACAUCCUCUUGCAUUUGACCAGCCUUGGAGUUCUCUUCCGGGGUCAGCAGACUCAGCGCCUUCAGACCAGGGACAUUUUCAAGACCAAGUUUCUCUCUGAGAUUGAAAGUGACAGCCUGGCCCUGAGGCAGGUCCGAGCCAUCCUGGAGGAUCUGGGGCUGCCUCUGACCACAGAUGACGCUCUGAUGGUCCUGGAGGUGUGCCAGGCUGUGUCCCAGCGGGCCGCUCAGCUCUGUGGGGCAGGUGUGGCUGCUGUGGUGGAGAAGAUCCGUGAGAACCGGGGCCUAGAAGAGCUGACCAUAUCUGUGGGAGUGGAUGGGACCCUCUACAAGCUGCACCCCCACUUCUCCAGAUUGGUUGCGGCCACUGUGCGAGAGCUGGCCCCUCGCUGUACGGUCACCUUCCUGCAGUCAGAAGAUGGGUCGGGCAAAGGUGCAGCCCUGGUUACUGCUGUUGCCUGCCGCCUGGCCCAACUGACCCAUGUCUGAAGAAGUCCCCAGGAACCA
Molecule: messenger RNA, 2792 nt
Organism: Pteropus alecto (black flying fox)
Lineage: Eukaryota; Metazoa; Chordata; Mammalia; Chiroptera; Pteropodidae
Gene: HK3
Product: hexokinase 3
Exons: 18
Coding region: 12-2774 (920 amino acids)
Biological process (GO): glycolytic process; glucose 6-phosphate metabolic process; intracellular glucose homeostasis
Cellular component (GO): mitochondrion; cytosol
Molecular function (GO): mannokinase activity; fructokinase activity; D-glucose binding
Source: RefSeq, a predicted model, not a curated record